GCUACGGAGCUGGCGGAGGUUGCACGUCUUACGCAGGCGGCGGCAGCGACGGCGCUGGGAGAUUGAGGCGUCAGCGCCCGCAGGCUGGGUCCCCAGCCUGGGAAAAGAUGGCCCCUCGACCCCCGAGGGGCCUGGUCCCAGCACUGCUCUGGGGCCUGACCUUCAUCUUCAGCCUCCCAGGCCCAGUUAGGCUCCAGCCCUCUCCAAUUCCUCAGUCUUCUCCCCCAACUGAGCCCCAUCCAUGUCAUACGUGCCGGGGACUGGUCGACAGCUUCAACAAGGGCCUGGAGAGAACCAUCCGGGAUAACUUUGGAGGUGGAAACACUGCCUGGGAGGAAGAGAAGUUGUCCAAAUACAAAGACAGUGAGACCCGCCUGGUAGAAGUGCUUGAGAGCGUGUGCAGCAAGUCAGACUACGAGUGCCACCGCCUGCUGGAGCUGAGUGAGGAGCUGGUGGAGAGUUGGUGGUUUCACAAGCAGCAGGAAGCCCCAGACCUCUUCCAAUGGCUCUGCUCAGAUUCCCUGAAGCUCUGCUGCCCCUCAGGCACCUUCGGGCCCUCCUGCCUUGAAUUGUAUUUACAAUCUCACCCGGUUUGGUGUCUGCCCACAGCCUGUCCUGGGGGCACAGAGAAGCCCUGCGGUGGCUAUGGGCAGUGUGAAGGGGAAGGGACUCGAGGGGGCAGCGGGCACUGUGACUGCCAAGCCGGCUAUGGGGGUGAGGCCUGUGGCCAGUGUGGCCUCGGCUACUUUGAGGCGGAGCGCAACGCCAGCCAUCUGGUAUGUUCGGCUUGUUUUGGCCCCUGUGCCCGCUGCUCAGGACCUGAGGAAUCAAACUGUUUACAGUGCAAGAAGGGUUGGGCCCUGCAUCACCUCAAGUGUAUAGAUAUUGACGAGUGUGGCACAGAGCGAGCCAGUUGUGGAGCUGACCAAUUCUGCGUGAAUACAGAGGGUUCCUAUGAGUGCCGAGAGUGUUCCAAGGCCUGCUUGGGCUGCAUGGGGGCAGGGCCGGGCCGCUGUAAGAAGUGUAGCUCUGGCUACCAGCAGGUGGGCUCCAAGUGUCUCGAUGUGGACGAGUGUGAGACAGAGAUGUGUCCAGGAGAGAACGAGCAGUGCAAGAACACCGAGGGCAGUUACCGUUGUGUCUGUACCGAGGGCUACAAACAGAUUGAGGGCAUCUGUGUGAAGGAGCAGAUCCCAGAGUCAGCAGGCUUCUUCUCGGAGAUGACGGAGGACGAGCUGGUGGUGCUGCAGCAGAUGUUCUUUGGUGUCAUCAUCUGUGCACUGGCCACACUGGCAGCCAAGGGCGACUUGGUCUUCACCGCCAUAUUCAUUGGGGCUGUGGCAGCCAUGACUGGCUACUGGUUGUCAGAGCGCAGUGACCGUGUGCUGGAAGGCUUCAUCAAAGGCAGAUAAUCUCUGCCACACCUGUAGGAUCUCCUCUCACCCCGGCUGCCCCCAGAGGUCAGGUGUUUCCUGCCUGGACACUCAAGGCAGCUUGCUUUAUUUUUGAGAGUGGGGUAAGCACUCCCUAUCCACCUGCGAAGCAGCCCAGGCACCUAGGUCUGGGCAGGUGAGGCCCCUGGAGUGAGGAAGUAGCCCUAAAGGUGGAUACAUUGAGAUCUUGGCCUUGAGGGUACUGGGCAGGCUUCACAAUGUGUGUGCAUUUUUAAAGAAAAGGUGUCUCCUUGUGGAGGCUGUUGGUGAGCUUUGGCUCCUGCCCAGGAUGAGGGGGGGUCUUUGCAGGAAGGUCCACCACAGCAUCCGCCUGCCAGCUGCAUGCUGCCAGCUCCUGUUCUGUAUUCACCCCCCACCCCUCAGCCACUGAUUUAUUUAUUCAUCUCAGGAAAUAAAGUCUUGGAAAAUGGAAAA
Molecule: messenger RNA, 1868 nt
Organism: Pteropus alecto (black flying fox)
Lineage: Eukaryota; Metazoa; Chordata; Mammalia; Chiroptera; Pteropodidae
Gene: CRELD1
Product: cysteine rich with EGF like domains 1
Exons: 11
Coding region: 108-1412 (434 amino acids)
Molecular function (GO): calcium ion binding
Source: RefSeq, a predicted model, not a curated record